Chinchilla lanigera (long-tailed chinchilla) is the source of this 1678-nucleotide messenger RNA. It is a transcript of the gene Dnaaf6, whose product is annotated as PIH1 domain containing 3. Gene Ontology annotation, cellular component: cytoplasm. The transcript has 8 exons. NCBI's taxonomy places the organism in Eukaryota, Metazoa, Chordata, Mammalia, Rodentia, Chinchillidae. Gene Ontology annotation, biological process: flagellated sperm motility; axonemal dynein complex assembly. The record is from RefSeq and is a predicted model, not a curated record. The coding region runs from base 1 to 858 and encodes 285 amino acids. Gene Ontology annotation, molecular function: protein-folding chaperone binding; dynein intermediate chain binding.
AUGAGCUACGAUCACUCGUCGAUUUGUAUUGCCCAUCUGUUGCUCACCUUGAUGCAAGUUACAUUGCAGCGAUAUCGUUCCAAAGCAAACUUUUCUACGAUUGGCCAGGAAAGUCAAGCGGGAACCCAGAGGUGGGGCUGGGGGAGGGUAACAAAGUUGUUACCCAGGCGACGAAGAGACGCGCAGCUCUCCUCAGUCUAUUUCCGGAGGCUAGCCGCGACCAGAAAACUGACAACCAAGAAUAUGGAAUCUGAAAAUACGAAGACUAGAACUAUGGAAAUUGGGACUAUUUCUUCAAUUUCUACAUUGCAAGCCCUCUCUAAUCUACUUUAUCCUGAAGAAGAGGAUGAUUUUGACCCUGGACAGCCAAAUUCUUCUUCUGCUAUUGGAGCCAUGAACCCUGGGAAUAUUGGACCACCAAAAACAGAAGAGCUCAAAAUCAUCCCUCAAGCCAGUGUUGAAAAUAGUGAGGACAUCUGGAAUCCAGAAGAGGUUCCAGAAGGAGCAGAGUAUGACGACAUGUGGGAUGUUCGAGAAGUCCCAGAGUAUGAGAUUAUAUUCAAACAGCAAGUAGGAACAGAGGAUGUAUACCUAGGAUUGACAAGAAAGGACUCUUCAACAGCAUGUUGUCAGGAGCUAGUGGUUAAAAUUCAACUGCCCAAUACAAGCCCUUCUGAAAUUCAAAUUGAUAUCCAGGAAGUGGUCCUUGAUCUUCGUACUCCUAAUAAGAAGCUGUUGGUAAACCUUCCCCAACCUGUGGAAUGCAGCAGUGCUAAAGCUCUCUAUAUCCCAGAGAAUGAGACUCUAGAGGUCACCAUGACUAUGAAAAGAGAGUUUGAUUCUAUUAAUUUUUUCUGAGAUUGUAUGAGUAAAGAGAAAAGUUGGUAAAAAGAUACUGAUAACAAUUGAAAAACUUUGAAAGAAUACUACUGUCUUCUAUAUUCUCUUAAUUAUUAUUAUGCCAUUUUAGAAAGGGAAGGUAUUCAAUUCUAGUGAUAUUUAAUCCCCAGCACCAAAAAACCAAAAAUGUCUUUACAUUAAUAAUCAUCAGCAAUGCCUUUUGGGGUACUAUGUUUAUAUUUAGUCAAUUCAAAUCCUUGACAUUUAAAAGGACUAUAAAAACAGCAUGGCAUAUUUACAAAUCCUAUGCGCUCUCACUUUCAUUUUUCUUCUUCAUUGGACAUAACUAUUUUUAUGAAUUGUUCCAGUAUCACCUGACUCUUCUGCACUAUUGUAUAAAAUUAUUUCACAAUCAUUUGUUUAUAUAUUAUAAUUUAACGCUAGUGUAACUUGACCUCUCACAUCACUAUAGAAGUGUGGAAUUAACUAGGAGUAAAUCUUGAAGAGAUGAACAACUAACAUAUGUUCCUGACAUCAAUGUGAAUUACUAAGGGCAUAUCAAACAUCUAGUUUGUGACAUGAUAAAGUCGAAAAAUUAGACUGAGAUUUUGGGUUAAGUGAUUGUUUUAAAACAUUAAACUAAGAGAAUUUCAUAAAAUAUUAAACAUUUGCAUUGCCACCAUGACCUUCUUGGGCACUGGGUAAUGGAAAGGAAGCUUUGUCUAUGAAUUUCAGUCAUUGAGGUUACAGAAUCAAAAAUGUGUCCUUCUUUGUUUUCUUAGUAUCUUUUAUAAAGGCUGCAUUUUAAGAAUUUAAAUCAGACCCACAUGUGUAAAUA